Molecule: messenger RNA, 996 nt
Organism: Closterium sp. Naga37s-1
Lineage: Eukaryota; Viridiplantae; Streptophyta; Zygnematophyceae; Desmidiales; Closteriaceae
Source: the annotation of a GenBank genome assembly
AUGGGGAACCAGACGAGCGUGGUGGACGCGCUGGUCGAUCUCGAGUUCCCGUCAGCCGCGGCGGCCCCCGCGCCGCGCCUGCCGCCCGGCCACGACCUCCCCAUGGGCGUUCUCUCCUUCGAGGUCGCGUCGCUCAUGCGGAAAGCGCUUGAUCUAUGGCGCCAGCUCGACGCGCGGAAUAUAGCGGGCUUGGAAAAGCAGCUGCAGACCGAGGGGCUGAAGCGCCUGUGCGUGGGGGACUAUUCCCUCCGCUGGCGCCUGGCGGGCGCGGAGUAUGCCUCCGACCUCACCGCGCUGACCGCCGCCGUGGGGGUGCUGGCGCGCAGUUUUCUGAGGGAACAGCUGGAGACAAUGGGAGCGCUGCACAACGCAAUGCUGGCACUGGAUGACGUCAUCAACAGCUCAGCAGGAGAUCCCGAGGUGCAGAACCCUAAGACGCGUCGGCCCAAGGGGAAGCCACAGGCCGCCGUGAUGGAACAGAUGCAAGUGGUGCAUCAGCUGCAGCGAGCAUCCCUUUGGAACCACCCACUCGAACGACCGGUGCUGACGUUGGCCGUGUCGAUUGGGGUGUUGUGGCAGCAGUACCGGUCGGUCUUCGGCCGGCCAGCCCCCCCCAAGCAGGAGGAGCUGAAGGCGACGCUGGGAGCAGCGGGGCUGCCGUCGGUUUAUGCGCGAGUGCUGCUGGGGGUGGAGCAGAUGCGAGAGAUGAGCCCCAUCAGCCAGCCUUUCAAGGAGCAGCGAAGAGAGCUCUACUCCAUACUGCCGUCCACGGUGCGUCGGCGCCUGGCCAAGCGGCUGAAGCAGCGGUCCAAGCGGCAGAUCGACGGGGCGAUAGCCCGGGACCUCAAGGGCGUGGUGGGGGAUAUCCUGCGGUGGGUCGUGCCUCUGGCUGAGCGCACGGAGGUGUGGAAUGGCGACAAGUCGUUCGGGGCUCAGAGGAGAAACCGCGGCCACCGCACGCUGCUGGUGGAGGGCUGUGCUGGUGGGGACGAGUGA